GUGUAAACACCUGCCUCUCACACACUGGUCGUGGUGUAAACACCUGCCUCUCACACACUGGUCGUGGUGUAAACACCUGCCUCUCACACACUGGUCGUGGUGUAAACACCUGCCUCUCACACACUGGUCGUGGUGUAAACACCUGCCUCUCACACACUGGUCGUGGUGUAAACACCUGCCACUCACACACUGGUCGUGGUGUAAACACCUGCCUCUCACACACUGGUCGUGGUGUAAACACCUGCCUCUCACACACUUGUCGUGGUGUAAACACCUGCCUCUCACACACUUGUCGUGGUGUAAACACCUGCCUCUCACACACUUGUCGUGGUGUAAACACCUGCCUCUCACACACUUGUCGUGGUGUAAACACCUGCCUCUCACACACUUGUCGUGGUGUAAACACCUGCUUCUCACACACUGGUCGUGGUGUAAACACCUGCCUCUCACACACUUGUCGUGGUGUAAACACCUGCUUCUCACACACUGGUCGUGGUGUAAACACCUGCCUCUCACACACUUGUCGUGGUGUAAACACCUGCUUCUCACACACUGGUCGUGGUGUAAACACCUGCCUCUCACACACUGGUCACGGUAUAAACACCUGCCUCUCACACACUGGUCACGGUAUAAACACCUGCCUCUCACACACUGGUCACGGUAUAAACACCUGCCUCUCACACACUGGUCACGGAAUAAACACCUGCCUCUCACACACUGAUCGUGGUGUUAAUUAACACCUGCCUCUCCCUGCCGACACUUGACUCGUAUAACUAAUAUUAACUAAUUUCACGACGACCAAGCACCAAGAUGUUGCAAGUCACCAUAAAGGAGUCUUGGUGGCUGGUGUUUGUGAUGGUUAGUGUCGGGGCAGUGAUGACUGAACAAGCUGGUACAGCGGGUGAUUAUGGAGGCAUGAGAGUGCUGGUGCUGCACCCGAUAGCCGCUGGGUCUCAUGUACUCACUCUGAGGGCCCUGUGCCAGGCACUCGUCGCUAAGGGACACCAGGUGACAGUGGUAAGGUGGCAGGAAGCUAGACAGUUACCAGUAGUGGACCAUCCCAGCAUCACAGAGAUCGUCCUCACCAUUAAUAACACGGAUGGUUCUGUACCUUACAUGACGCUUGAGGAGACUGCCAGCUUCGUGAUGCCUCAGGAAAUCAUGUGGAGUCAUGGGACAUCGUGGAAGGUAAUACCGUUGGACGCCUUCAUCACAGUGUCUGCAUACUGUAAGGCACUGCUGGGGGAUCUGCCCCUGCGCCAUCACCUGCGACUGCAGCGCUUCCACGUGGCCGUCGUCGACAUUAUUUACAACGAAUGUGGUCUGGCCCUGGCUCAUGAUCUAGGUGUUCCAUCAGUGGGUUACUGGGCUUUCACUUUAGCCGGGGGCGAGGCUCAGUACACGACAGCCUUCAGUCCUCCCUCAGCAGUGCCCAUUCUCUUCACCCACUACACAGACGUGAUGACCUUUAACCAGCGUCUCGUCAACCACUUGUACGCCCUGGGCAGCCACGUUGUCAUGCAGGUGCAGCAGGCAGUGACUUGGUGGCAGAUCAAGAAGUACUUACCGUCUUCCCCGCCACCUGGGACGCUGCUGGCUGAGCUGUCCGGAAUGUUGAUAAACUCACACCCAGCUCUAGAUUACCCAAGACUCCUGCCUCCCUCCUUCAUCAAUGUGGGCGGUUUACAGAUCCAGCCUACCAAGCCACUACCAAAAGAUCUGGAGGAGUGGGUGGGAGGUUCUGGCUCUGCUGGGACCAUCCUCUUCACUAUGGGUUUCCUUUUCAAUUCUCGCGUCUUUCCUGCGCACGUCAUCAGCAAUUUAAUGGGCGCCUUCGCUAGACUUCCCCAACGGGUGUUGAUGAAGCUGGAGGAGGAGUUCCCAGCGCCACCUGCCAACGUUAAGGUGGUCACCUGGCUUCCACAACAAGAUGUCCUGGGUCACAACAAGACUGUGCUGUUCUACACACACUGUGGGAUGCACGGGGUACUGGAAGCACUGUACCAUGCAGUACCCAUGGUGGGUAUGCCGGUGUUUCUUGACCAGAGGGACGUGCUGGUCAGAAUGGAGGAGAGAGGUGUAGCCCGGGGCGUCUCCAAGGAGCCUUCAGAGGAAGAAAUUUACCAAGCAAUUGUUCAGGUCCUCAACGACCCCAGUUACCGGGAGAAUGCUGGUCGGAUGUCUCAGGUGAUCCGUGAUCACCCGGUAGAGCCCAUGGACGAGGCUCUCUGGCUUGUGGAACACGUAGCCAACACACGUGGGGCUCCACACCUCAAGUUCUCCGCCAGACACCUCAACUUCUGCCAGUUCUUCGGACUCGAUGUCUUCGCAUUCAUGCUCAUGGUCCCAUUUUGUCUUUUUUAUGGUCUUCCACACAUCGUCAAGUAUAUUCUAAGUAACUUUAUGGUUCUAGGAAGUCACAGAAGUAAAUUGAAAGUGUCUUAAUUUACAAUUUUUGCGAAAUUUAAAUAGUUUCAAAAAUACGAUUGAGCUUCAAGAAACUUAAUUCAUAGUAAGUGAGAAAAAUAAAAAAUUUAUGACAUUUACUCAUUACUGGGCAGGACAUAUCCACUGAUAAUUUAAACACAUGUUUUUAAGGACUCUUAAAUUCUUAGUUGAUGUCCGAGAGAGUUCUUGUUCUAAUCCAUCACAAACCCUCUGGGUGGAGUUUGAGCAGUGCAAGGGUUUGUUGAUGUCGUUGUCCAGUAGCUGAGAGUGCCAGAUGUCAAUAUUAUUUCCCUACUUCAUGCCUGAGAGUGACAUUUUUACCUCAAAGUUCUCUUGUUUUACACAUUUUCACUAUUCUAGAAUGGUGUUAAGUUACUGAAUUUAUUUCCAGUGCUUUGUUGAAUUAUUGAACACCAUUUUGAUACACAAAAGAGAAACUAGAUUCACCGGAGCGUAGUGAAAACGGUAGCGUCCUCAGCUCACACACGCCGGGGGGAGGGGGGGCCCAUGUUUGAUCCAAGUAGAAACAUUGGGUAUGUUUUCUUGCACCUGUUGUCCAUGUUCACCUAGCAACAAGUAGGUAUCUGGGUGUCAGUCACCUUACACUUGAUGUCCAUAUAGCAGUAAGUAGGUUCCUGAGUGUUGUGGGUGGUUAUGAUGCUGGAUACUGCAUUGUUGAAACCUAAAUACUGUAGUAAUGUUUAAUGUAUUGUGUGGUGAAAAACCUCCAUGAAAAUAGUGUCAGUGGACGUGGAUUGAAUGGCAUACGAACGUGUUCUAGACACGGACAGUUUGAGUAUCGAGGCGACCGUGAGAGGUGUGUAAAGCAGUGAGGAGGGAACAGUUGCUGGAAGGUGUCAUGGAGUUUGCUUAAGUAGUGUAUGGUGUUUUGUGUAAGGUUUAGGCCAUAGUUUGUUUCUUGUGAUUUUGUUUGUACCCUCAUGGUAUGGUAAUGGCCCUGGUAUUUAUAUGGGUCCUAUUUACGAUUUGGAGAAAACAGAGAUAAUAAUGUUUUUCGCCUGCAGGCUAAAGACCGGCAGAAGGGUGGGUCAUGGAGACCACUGUUUUCAUAUGGCCUAACUUUAAAUAAUUAGUAGCAGUGAACUAGUGAGUUUUUGGUAAGAUGCUGUGUAUAUAGUGCUAAUGAUAAUAUAGUGUAUAUUUUUGUAUAUGCGAGUUUAUUUGUCCUUCGUGGUCAUCAUCCUGUUUAGUCCAUUUGGCCCUAGGCUGAUGUAUUUUUUUUAAUAUUUAGCAUAUGCCCCCAGACAAGACUUGAAGCCCCGGUGCCCAGCAAAUCAACGUAACGAUGGCAUCCAAAUGACAAUAUUAUCCUAAGUUGUAAGAAAUGUUCUGCAUAACCAGAAUCUUUCUAUAUAUUUUGUCGAUGACGUAAACUAUGUAUCGGUUGUUUCA
This is a messenger RNA of Cherax quadricarinatus, 3861 nucleotides long. Its product is annotated as UDP-glucuronosyltransferase 2A3-like. Gene Ontology annotation, molecular function: UDP-glycosyltransferase activity. The record is from RefSeq and is a predicted model, not a curated record. Lineage: Eukaryota; Metazoa; Arthropoda; Malacostraca; Decapoda; Parastacidae.